AUGGCAUACGAGGGAAAACUUUACAAACAUGUUCGUGACGAGAACAUCGAAGUGUUCGUCAAAAGUUUAAAUCUCCCAGAGGAGCAUACCAUUGGUUUCCUGAAUAACAAACCUGACCAGAAGCUUGAAAAGAAUGGUGACUCUUACACCCUCACCACCAUAAGCGCCAACAACACUAAGGAACUCACCUUCAAGGAUGGUGUGGAAUUUGAUGAAACUAUAGUUCCAGGCCUAGUACCAAAGACAACAUUCACCUUAAACGGUAACACUCUGACACAAGUUCAAAAAUUCGAUGACGGGAAUGUUAUUAUAACGAAGAGGGAGUAUUCCGGUGACGGACUGACCGUGACAUUUCUGAGGAACAACGUGGAUGGCCCAACAGGAAUUAGACACUACAAAGCC
Messenger RNA from Iphiclides podalirius (scarce swallowtail), 402 nucleotides. The record is from the annotation of a GenBank genome assembly. Lineage: Eukaryota; Metazoa; Arthropoda; Insecta; Lepidoptera; Papilionidae.